AUGAUCGUCGUACCUCUGAAUCGCUCCGAGGUUCGUUGCACCGAGGUCGAUAGGUCGGAUAUGGCGAUUGAUUGGACGAGGAGGAUGAUGGAGGUGGGUCACUCCUUGGAGGAGGUUGUCGUCCUAGUUAAUGCCAAGUCUGUCAUGGAGGACGAGACUUGUGAUGAGGCCGAAAACAAGGUGAUUGAUCACGCAGGGUUGUCGGGAGUUAUGAUACCAUACUUUAUUGACCGACAUCCCCCUUUGACGCCAUCCAAACCCGGCAUAUCACCUCUCUUUGAUGUAUUACCAACGAGUGCCGUCCAAUAG
Molecule: messenger RNA, 309 nt
Organism: Guyanagaster necrorhizus
Lineage: Eukaryota; Fungi; Basidiomycota; Agaricomycetes; Agaricales; Physalacriaceae
Exons: 2
Coding region: 1-309 (102 amino acids)
Source: RefSeq, a predicted model, not a curated record